Phragmites australis (common reed) is the source of this 1380-nucleotide messenger RNA. Its product is annotated as jasmonate-induced oxygenase 2. The coding region runs from base 120 to 1169 and encodes 349 amino acids. Lineage: Eukaryota; Viridiplantae; Streptophyta; Magnoliopsida; Poales; Poaceae. Gene Ontology annotation, molecular function: dioxygenase activity. The record is from RefSeq and is a predicted model, not a curated record. The transcript is spliced from 3 exons.
UCCCUUUGAAUCAUCUCAUCACCACGUCCCACACACUGCUGCGGCCUAGCUAGCUAAGACACACAAACCCGGCUCAGCUCGUAGCCUCGUACCACAUCACCAGCAACAGCUUGAUCGACAUGGGCGGCCUCUCGAUGGACCAGGCCUUCGUGCAGUCCCCCGAGCACCGCCCCAAGCCGACCGUCAUCGAGGCCACAGGCAUCCCGGUCAUCGACCUGUCCCCUCUUGCCGCCGGCGACGCGGCGGGUGUGGACGCGCUGGCCGCCGAGGUGGCCGCGGCGAGCCGGGACUGGGGCUUCUUCGUGGUCGUGGGCCACGGCGUGCCGGCGGAGGCAGUGGCGCGGGCGGCGGAGGCGCAGCGCGCGCUCUUCGCGCUGCCGGCUGAGAGCAAGGCGGCUGUGCGGAGGAGCGAGGCGGCGCCGCUCGGGUACUACGAGUCGGAGCACACCAAGAACGUCAGGGACUGGAAGGAGGUGUUCGACCUCGUCCCGCGCGAGCCGCCGCCGCCGGCCGCCGAGGCAGACGGCGAGCUCGUGUUAGAGAACAAGUGGCCCCAGGACCUGCCGGGAUUCAGAGAAGCGCUGGAGGAGUACGCAAAGGCGAUGGAAGAGCUGGCGUUCAAGCUGCUGGAGCUGAUCGCCCGGAGCCUGAACCUGAAGCCCGACCGGCUGUUCGGCUUCUUCAAGGACCAGACCACGUUCCUUCGGCUGAAUCACUACCCUCCCUGCCCGAGCCCCGAUCUCGCCCUCGGCGUCGGCCGCCACAAGGAUGCCGGCGCCCUGACGAUUCUGUACCAGGACGACGUUGGUGGCCUCGACGUCCGGCGGCGAUCCGAUGGCGAGUGGGUUCGUGUUAAGCCUGUUCCCAACUCGUUCAUCAUCAAUGUUGGCGACCUCAUUCAGGUCUGGAGCAACGACAGGUAUGAGAGCGCGGAGCACCGGGUGUCGGUGAACUCGGCGAAGGAGAGGUUCUCCAUGCCCUACUUCUUCAACCCGGCUAGCUACACCAUGGUGGAGCCGCUCGAGGAGCUGGUGACCGAGGAGAACCCGUCCAGGUACAACGCGUACAACUGGGGCGACUUCUUCAGCACCAGGAAGAACAGCAACUUCAAGAAGCUGGACGUGGAGAACAUCCAGACCGCGCAUUUCAAGAAGGCUCUCGCCGCCUAGGAUAUACCAUAGAUCCAUGGUGAGGGUGAGACGACCAUGUCGCCAUUUGUGGUAGUACAAAUAAUGUGCGUGCUCUGUAAACAGUAUGGCCUUGAGCACAUGUGUAAACUAGACAAGUAGACAUGGAUGUGAAUGUGAUGGGUAGUUUGAUUUGUUUUGAAAUAACAGGUUCUGGUUUGCAAAAUCAAAUCGAGAUGGUUGCUCAAGUUUC